AUGCCGGAGGUGAUCGAGAACCAGCGGUGGUACCCCAUCGUGGGCUGGACGGCGCGGCUGCACGCGGAGGACCCUCCCGCCUGGUGCACAGCUCAGCAGGAGGCCUGCCCCAGCAAGGACGAGCAGAAGGAGUUCGUCUGGGAGGUCUACAAGGGCGAAGACUACGACGAGGAGGGCUGGCUCUACGGGGAGAAGUUCCAGGACGCUCUGGGCCCCAUGACGCGCAAUAGCGUCGUCCGCAUUCGCGUGUGGAUGGGGCGCAAGGCGGACGAGCAGAAAGAAGCAGAAACCGCGGCCUCCGGAGCUGAUAAAUCGACUUCAGGGAGAGAAGAAGCCUCGGAGACGGCCGAGAGCAGCCCCGACUGGUCGACGCUCUUCCCGUCGAGCAAGAAGGGCGACGACAGUGAAGAGGUUAAGGAGGCCGAAGGGUCCUUAGCAACUGAGGCGAAGAUAGAUGCUGAUAAUGGAGAAGACGAGGCGAACACGCUCUUCCCGUUGGCUAAAGACGACAAGAAGGGGGACAACGUGCUGUUUACGUCGGUUGCAGCUGGAGAGGACAAGAAGAAGGAUUCUCCGAAGCGCGGAGAGCCUGCGAGGUCGUCGGGGUUCUUCGGUAGGAUCUCGUCGGCAGCGUUAUCGCUGCCGUCGUCGGCGAUUAACUUGGCGGGGUCGUCCUCGAAGCAGGCGGUGUAUGGCACGGUGCAGUCGAUUAAGGAAGCGUCGCUGUUCGGGCUGGAGAUGGCCCAGGCAGCGACUGCAGCCGCGAUUUCCUCGGAGCCGCUGCUUCCAGCCCACAGAGGACGGAGGCAGAGCAAUAAGGGGUCGACUAGAGACUCGGAUGAGGAGGGUGACGCAGAGGUGCUGUCCAUGCUGUCCAAGAGGUUCCCGGAUUUAUCACCAGUUGAGAGGUCUCUUGUGACGUGCUGCGAAGAUAACAUUCCCAAGUAUUUAUCACCUCCGGAGAUCAUCGAGUCGAAACACUGCAAGGAAUGCAACGUGGAGUUUGGCAUGACGAAGUUCCGGUAUCAGUGCGGCUACUGCUCCGAGUCUUUCUGUCGAGACGACUUGCCAGAGUCGGCGAUUAUCCGUGCGUAUGGCCACACGACUCCGUCGAAGCUGUGCAAGAAUUGCCACUACAUUUUGAUGGAGAAGAUAGACCAGCAGCUCGUGCAGUGGCGCAUUGAGCGUGUUAAAGAUUUCCUCGGUGAUAAACUCAUUGUGUACUUCAACACGGCCACCGACACAACCGUUGACAAGAUCAUGCGCGCUGCUGGAGGCACGCUCGUCGCGGCGAAGUCUGCACCGAUUGGUGCAGCGGCUAAGAUGGCUGUCGUGAGCGCUGAUUUCUUACGCAAAUACGGCCGGGCUGGCUUGAUUGGGUUUAUCCUGCGCAACGAGUUCAUGCAGUCCUUCUCGACGUUGAAAGGCUUACUGGGCGACUUGGAUGACCUUGGCUUUCAAGAUGCUGCGAUUGGCACAUAUUACUUCAUGGCGAUGAACCGCGGCGACCGUGGAGCAGAACCCGAAGGCGAAAAGCAAAGCCACAAUGGCUGCGAGCCAGUCUCCGAUGAUUUCCUCGCAAAGGUACUGAAGUACGCCCCGUUAGCGCUUCAUGGUAUCUACGAGCUGGACGUUCUAGAUAUUCAGCGUAUUAGCAGGCUACAAGGCUUCACGCUUAUCUACGCACACGUGCAAGACCAGGAUGUCCGACACCCUUCUUUCGCACUGCUUGGCAACAAGGAAAACAAGACCGCGCUCGUUUUGAUUCGAGGCUCCAAGUCCGUUCAAGAUGCGCUGACAGAUAUCCAGGCAUACCCCGAAGAGAUUGGUCUUUCGUCGGCAGGUGCGCCUCAAAGCGAGGCAACGGGUGGCUUUGUCGAUGCUUUUGCGCAUAAUGGCAUGCUCAAAGCGGUCAUGUGGAUUAAAGACCGUAUCGUCAAGUCGCUUCGGGUUCUGCACAACGAAGGCUACCACAUCGUGUUCGCUGGCCACUCGCUGGGUGCAGGUUGUGCCGCGUUGCUGUCAGUGAUGCUUCAAAAGGAAUUCGAGGAUCUGGAAUGCUUUGCGUACGCUAUCCCCGCUUGCGUGAACUUAACUGUGGCGGAGUCGUGUAAUGAUUUCGUGCAUUCGAUCGUGCUUCGUGACGACAUCGUGCCCCGUGCCAAGGCAUCAAACGUCCUCAAGCUGGUCGCCGAGCUCAAAAACUUCAAAGGCUGUUGGCGUGACACAGCGUCGGAGGAUCUGGAGGCCUUCAAGGAUCGAGCGAAGACGCUGUGGGCGCCGAGGAAGCGGGAGUGGGCUACCGAAGCCGCCGACCAGAGGAAGGGGAAGCUCGCAAACCGAGACAAACUGGCAGAGCAGAAGAAAGACCCCUCACCGGAAAACAAACUGACGCUGGCAGAGAAGAAGGCGCAGGAAGCGAGCAAGGACGAAGGUGUGUCGUCCUGGACGUUGACGCGGACGAACUUGAUUGACCAACUCGACAAAGCUGGAGAGAAAAGCGGUGAAGACAAGGCGCUCGAGCCCCCGGCCGAUACGCUCCACGAGGAAGAGAAAGUUGCAGCUGACUUGGCGACGACGCUCGUGGGAGACCCAAAGGAGCUGUAUAUUCCGGGCAAGGUGACGCACAUCUUCUUCUACAAGGGCAUCUACGAGGCCGUGCACGUCGACCGUAAGUGCGAAGAGCUGUCGCACAUCCCAGUGCAGCAGAACAUGCUGAGCGACCACCUUGGACGCAAUUAUUUAAGUGCGCUCCGCAUUGUGCGUGAUGCUCGUCGAGCGAAGCCAACGCUGCCCGAGUGGGUUCCGUUCAGCACGAAGACUCGCUGCAUGUGCUGCGACUCGCCCUUCACGUGGAACUCGACGUCCUCCAGCGAGGCGCAGCAGAACCGCGACCAGCACAACUGCCGACGCUGCGGCGCCCUCGUGUGCGAAGGCUGCUCCGAGAAGUUCAAGUCCAUCCCGGAGUUUGGCAUCAACGUGCCAGUUCGCGUCUGCGAUCGCUGCUACUACGAACUUUAG
This is a messenger RNA of Phytophthora sojae, 3021 nucleotides long. RefSeq lists its product as hypothetical. The transcript is spliced from 2 exons. The record is from RefSeq and is a predicted model, not a curated record. Lineage: Eukaryota; Oomycota; Peronosporomycetes; Peronosporales; Peronosporaceae. Gene Ontology annotation, biological process: lipid metabolic process. Gene Ontology annotation, molecular function: metal ion binding. The coding region runs from base 1 to 3021 and encodes 1006 amino acids.